AUGGCCAGAGGCGGAAAGAAGAAGCUGGCAACCAGCCGGAAAGUUAACAGUCAAUCGGCAACAGUAGUGAAGCCCAAACAGCAACAGAGUAUCUUUAAAAAGUCUCCUGUACAUGAUCUUUUACAUAAUUUUCAAAGAGUACCUGAUCAAUGGGCUGGUAGAUAUGUACUUGUAAUGUCAGCUGUUAUAUUAAGAGCAGCCAUUGGACUUGGAGGAUUUCUGGGAUAUAAUGUUCCUCCAGUAUUUGGAGAUUUCGAAGCUCAAAGGCAUUGGAUGGAGCUUACAAUUCAUUUACCAGUAUCUGAAUGGUACUUUUUCGAUCUUACAUAUUGGGGAUUAGAUUAUCCUCCAUUAACAGCAUAUCAUCUGUAUAUUCUUGGUAAAAUAGGUAGUUUUAUUGAAGCUAGUUGGUUUACUUUAAAUGAAUCUCGAGGCAUUGAAAUUGAUGGAAUUAAAUUUUAUAUGAGAUUUACAAGUAUUGUUAGUGAAUUAAUUUUUUAUAUUCCUGCCGUAUUAUCAAUUGCAAAUUCUAUGGGAAAGAAAUUUAAUUUAAGUCGAAUGGAUCAAAUUAUAAUCUCAUUAAUUAUUAUAAAUCAACCUCAUUUAAUUUUAAUAGAUCAUGGACAUUUCCAAUUUAAUUCAGUUAUGUUGGGAUUAUUUCUUUAUUCAUUAAUUGAAUUAAUUAAGAAAAAUUAUAUGAUGGCAAGUGUUUGGUUUAUUGCAUGUAUAAAUUUCAAACAAAUGGGAUUAUAUUAUUCAACUUUUAUAUUUGUAUUUAUAUUAAGUCAAUUAAAAUCAUUUCAAGAAUUAAUCCUUGUGGGAUUUACUGUUAUAUUAACUCAAUUAGUUAUUUUAUUACCAUUUAUUGGCGAUAGAAAUAAUCUUAUACAAAUAGUUACAAGAGUAUUCCCAUUUCAUAGAGGUUUAUUUGAAGAUAAAGUAGCUAAUUUUUGGUGUACUACUAAUGUUAUUGUUAAAUAUCGAGAAUUAAUUGAUCUUCAAAAUUUAUCAAAAAUUUCUUUAGCUGCUACUAUAUUAGCAUUUACUCCUAUAAAUUUAAUGUUAUUCUUUAAAUUAAGAAAUUCAAAACAUUUAACUAGAGGUUUAAUUUAUGGAUUUGCUGGUAAUUCUCUUGCAUUUUAUUUAUUUUCAUUUCAAGUUCAUGAAAAGAGUAUUUUAAUUCCUCUUAUACCAGCUACUUUAAUCUUAUUAAUAGAUCCGACACAAAUCGAUAUAAUUCAGUGGGUAAACAAUGUGGGAACUUUUAGUUUAUAUCCAUUAUUAAAAAAAGAUGACUUGGUAUUACAAUAUGCCGUAAGUAAUUUCUUAAUUAACUGGUUAAUUGGUCCUAAAUUAUUAUUAUCUAAUCAAAAUCUUCUUUGGAGUAUAAUAAUUAAAGGUACAUACUUAUUAAUGAUUAUAUGUCAUAUAUUAGAUUAUGCUAUAAUUCCACCUGCUAGAUAUCCUGAUAUAUGGGUAGUUUUUAAUAUUGGAAUAUCUUUCUUAGGAUUUUCCUUAUUCUUCUUAUGGUUGAAUUAUAAAGUUUAUAAGCUUAAGGUUGAGUAG
Messenger RNA from Scheffersomyces amazonensis, 1566 nucleotides. RefSeq names its product dolichyl-P-Glc:Man(9)GlcNAc(2)-PP-dolichol alpha-1,3-glucosyltransferase (gene ALG6). The record is from RefSeq and is a predicted model, not a curated record. The coding region runs from base 1 to 1566 and encodes 521 amino acids. NCBI's taxonomy places the organism in Eukaryota, Fungi, Ascomycota, Pichiomycetes, Serinales, Debaryomycetaceae. Gene Ontology annotation, molecular function: dolichyl pyrophosphate Man9GlcNAc2 alpha-1,3-glucosyltransferase activity. The transcript has a single exon. Gene Ontology annotation, biological process: protein N-linked glycosylation. Gene Ontology annotation, cellular component: endoplasmic reticulum membrane.